Messenger RNA from Caenorhabditis remanei, 432 nucleotides. RefSeq lists its product as uncharacterized. Lineage: Eukaryota; Metazoa; Nematoda; Chromadorea; Rhabditida; Rhabditidae. The record is from RefSeq and is a predicted model, not a curated record. The transcript is spliced from 2 exons. Bases 1 to 432 code for a protein of 143 amino acids.
AUGACUAAUUGUACCACUCGGAAAGGGUGUCCAAACCCAAUUAGUCGGAAUAAUGUCGAAGCGAUUUGUCGAUUCUGUUGGCAAUUGAAAGAGACGGAUUACGAUUGUGAACCGUCGACUAAUUGCUCAACGAGCAGUACGAAACUACUUUUGACAAAGUGCUCGGCGCACCCAUCAGUCGUGUGUAUGGGACAGAGGCAAUUCUACAAACGUAUUCCAUGUAACUGGUCAUCCGGUUACAGUUGGACAAAGACAAUGAUUCUCUCCGUCGUUCUCGGCGGUUUCGGUGCUGACCGUUUCUAUUUGGGACUCUGGAAAUCGGCCAUCGGGAAAUUGUUCAGUUUCGGAGGUCUCGGUGUCUGGACGAUUGUCGACGUCGUAUUGAUUGCUGUCGGCUAUAUUAAGCCUUAUGAUGGAUCUAUGUAUAUCUAG